UUUUUUCAGAAUUAUAAAAAAAUACAAGAUAGCGGAAUAAUCAGUUGGUAUAAGAAAUCAGCUUUACUCUUUAGUCGACUCGAGUGUGUGAAACUACGCAGUGUACAGCAGUGUACAGACAAUUUGUGCUACUUGUAUUUAUUUAUUUAAAAUAAACCAACAACUGGUAAUAAAUUAUUUCCAUUUGAUUUACAACUACGUAACAAAUUUUUAACAAUAAUAUAAAAUAUUUACAAGAUCUUUUUCGAAUUAAAAUAUAUAAAAUGGAGAAUAGACAUCGUCAUUUAUUUGAUGGAAACACAAUACUAAAUGUCUACAAUAAUGAUGUAAUUAAUUUGUCUGUCGGUGCGCCUGGUCCUGAUUUGCUGAAAAAUUGUGGCGAGAUGAUGCUCAAAGCAACACAACACAGACUGGAAGAAGAAAAAAAUGAAGGUAAAUAUUAUUUAUUCCAGUAUGGAACAACACCAGGUCUAUGGGAGUGUCGUGAUGAAUUAAAAAAUUUUCUAUCAAGAAGAUAUGGUGAUCAAGUUGAUGAUGAAAAUUUAAUAUUAACAUGUGGUGCAACUCAUGGUGUACAAUUAAUUUUAAACAGUAUAAUAUCACCAAAUGGAAUUAUUUUUGUUGAACAAGUUACAUAUAUGAUUGCACUUGAUGCAUUUAAACAAUUUCCACUUAUGAAAAUAAUAAUGGUUCCAAUGAAAAAUAACUAUGUAGAUUUUGAAAAAUUUGAUGAAAUUAUUAAUAAUGAAUUGAAAAAAAAUAAUAAUUAUCUCAUUACAAAUGAUAAAAUUUUUUGGGCAAUGUUUUAUACAAUUCCAACAUUUCAUAAUCCAACUGGAAUGACAAUUCCACCAGAAAGCUGUAAAAAAAUUGUUGAUAUAGCUAGAAAAUAUUCAAUAGUUGUUGUUUGUGAUGAUGUUUAUAAUUUGUUGAGUUAUAAUGAUGAUUUGCCACCACAUAGAUUAUUUUAUUAUGAUGAUAAAAAUGAUGUUGACUAUAAAGGAGGUAAUGUCAUAUCAAAUGGAUCAUUUUCUAAAAUAUUAUCACCAGCAAUAAGACUUGGAUGGCUUGAAUGUCCACCAAGGAUAUCAAGUAUCCUCAAACAAUCUGGAAUAAUGAAAAGUGGAGGUGCUGUUAAUCAUUAUGUUUCUGGAGUCAUUGCAAGCUUGCUUCAUUUAAAACUUCAAGAUGAAUAUGUUGAUUUGCUAAUAAAAACAUAUCAAGAAAGAUUAAAAAUUGUUUGUGAUAUAUUGGAUCGUUAUUUACCAAGAUGUUGUUCAUAUAAAAAACCAGAUGGUGGAUAUUUUGUUUGGAUCCAACUGCAUCAAGAAUGUGAUGCUGGUAAAUUUGUAAAAUGGUGUCAAGAAAAUUACAAAGUAACAGCAAUACCAGGAAGUCGUUUUUCACUUAUUGAUGAAUCUAAAAAUUAUUUACGACUAAGUAUUGCAUUUCAUAAAUCUGAAGUUUUAAAAAAUGCAACGAAAAAAUUAUGCCAAGGAUUAUUGAUAUACAUAAGACAAUCACUCGUUAAAAAUUAAUCAUUUUUUAUCAUAAAAAAUUACCUUUAAAUGAUAAUUAAUUUUAUAUUUUUUUAGUUAAUUAAUAAAUAUAUAUACAAAGUAAAUAAAUUAAUGUUUUAAACAUA
Messenger RNA from Aphidius gifuensis, 1645 nucleotides. RefSeq lists its product as uncharacterized. Gene Ontology annotation, biological process: biosynthetic process. Gene Ontology annotation, molecular function: pyridoxal phosphate binding; L-2-aminoadipate:2-oxoglutarate transaminase activity. NCBI's taxonomy places the organism in Eukaryota, Metazoa, Arthropoda, Insecta, Hymenoptera, Braconidae. The transcript has 8 exons. The record is from RefSeq and is a predicted model, not a curated record. Bases 264 to 1538 code for a protein of 424 amino acids.